AAUCUUCUGUGCUCCAUGGAACAGGCCCUGAAGAGACAGGACAGUCCCGCCAAUUCUGUCCGGAUGUCACCCACAUACAUAGGGUCCAUGCCAAAUGGCACUGAGCAGGGAGACUUCCUGGUAUUGGAGCUGGGGACUAAAGGAGCCUCACUGCGUGUGUUGUGGGUGACACUGACAGACACCAAAGAACAGUGUGUGAAACCCAAGAGCCAGGAGUUCGUGAUCCCUCAAGAGGUGAUGCUAGGUACUGGCAAGCAGCUCUUCGACUUUGCUGCCCACUGCAUGUCUGAAUUCCUGGAUGCACACACCUUGAAGAAUCAGAAUCUGAAGCUUGGGUUCAAUUUCCCUUUUCCUUGUCACCAGACGGGCUUGGACAGGAGCACCCUCAUUUCCUGGACAAAAGGCUUUAGGUGCAGUGGUGUGGAAGGCCAGGAUGUGGUCCAGCUGCUAAGACAGGCCAUUCAGAGGCAGAAGGCCCACUGUAUUGAUGUGGUGGCCAUGGUGAAUGACACAGUGGGCAUCAUGAUGGACUGUAAAUGUGACUCCAAGUUUUGUGAUGUUGGGCUUAUUGUAGACACUGGCACCAAUGCAUGUUACAUGGAGGAGGCACGGCACGUGAAAGCUCUGGAUAAUGACCAUGGCCGCACCUGCAUCAGCAUCGAGUGGGGCUCCUUCUGUGAUGAGGCCACCCUCGGGCCAGUCCUGACCACCUUCGACCAUGCCCUGGACUGUGAAUCCCUAGAUCCUGGUGCUCAGAGGUUCGAGAAGAUGAUUGGGGGUUUGUACUUGGGUGAACUGGUGAGGCUGGUGCUGGUCCACUUCGCCCAGCAUGGGAUCCUCUUUGGCGGCUGCACCUCUCCUGCCUUACUGAGUCAAGGCAGCAUCCUCUUGGAACAUGUGAUCAAAAUGGAGGACCCCGCCACUGGGAAAGCCGAGAUCCUCGCAGUCCUGCAGGACUUGGGUCUGAGCCCUCAGGUCUCAGAUGUUGAACACGUGCAGCAUGUGUGUGCGGCGGUGUGCACACGGGCUGCCCAGCUCUGUGCGGCUGCCCUGGCUGCAGUCCUAUCCCAUCUCCAGCGCAGCCGGGAGCAGCAGACACUGCAUGUGGCCGUGGCUACUGGAGGGCGAAUGCUUGAAAAACACCCCAGGUUCCACCAGACUCUAAAGGAGAUGGUAAUGCUCUUGGUCCCAGAAUGUGAUGUCUCUUUCAUCCCCUCUGUGGAUGAUGGUGGCCAGGGUGUGGCAAUGGUGACAGCUGUGGCUGCCCGCCUGGCUGCCCACAAGCGCAUCCUGGAGGAUACCCUGGCACCAUUUCAGCUGAGCUUCGAGCAGCUGAAAAUGGUGCAGGCACAGAUGCGGACAGCUAUGAUCAAGGGGCUUCAAGGAGAGGCCUCCUCCCUCCGCAUGCUGCCCACUUAUGUACGAGCCACACCCGAUGGCAGUGAGCGAGGUGAUUUCCUGGCCUUGGACCUAGGGGGCACCAACUUCCGGGUCCUGUUGGUACGUGUGGUUGAAGGCAGUGUGCAGAUCACCAACCAGGUCUACUCUAUCCCUGAGCAUACAGCCCAGGGCUCUGGAGAGCAGCUCUUUGAUCAUAUUGUGGACUGCAUUGUGGAUUUCCAGCAGAGUCAGGGCCUGAGUGGACACAGCCUACCCCUGGGGUUCACCUUUUCCUUUCCGUGCAAACAGCUUGGUCUGGACCAGGCAAUUCUCCUGAACUGGACUAAGGGGUUCAGUGCAUCAGGCUGCGAGGGCCAAGACGUGGUAAAUCUAUUACGGGAAGCCAUUAGGCGCAAACAGGGAGUGGAGCUGGAUGUGGUUGCCAUUGUCAAUGACACUGUGGGGACCAUGAUGUCCUGUGGCUAUGAUGAUCCCCGUUGUGAGAUAGGCCUCAUUGUCGGAACGGGCACCAAUGCCUGCUAUAUGGAGGAGCUCCAGAAUGUGGCAAGUGUGGAAGGGAACUCGGGCCGCAUGUGCAUCAACAUGGAGUGGGGUGCCUUUGGGGACGAUGGUACACUGGGCAUGUUCCUCACCCGCUUUGAUGAUUGUGUGGACCAGGCAUCCAUCAAUCCAGGCAAACAGAGGUUUGAGAAGAUGAUCAGCGGCAUGUAUCUGGGGGAGAUUGUCCGCCAUAUCCUCCUGCAUUUAACUAGUCUUGGUGCUCUCUUCCGGGGCCAGAUGACUCAAAGCCUUCAGACCAGGGACAUCUUCAAGACUAAGUUUCUCUCGGAGAUUGAAAGUGACGGCCUGGCCCUGCGUCAGGUCCGAGCCAUCCUGGAAGACCUGGGGUUGCCUCUGACCUCUGACGAUGCCCUGAUGGUCCUAGAGGUGUGCCAGGCUGUGUCUCGGAGGGCUGCCCAACUCUGUGGGGCGGGUAUGGCUGCGGUAGUGGAAAAGAUGCGAGAGAACCGGGGCCUGCAGGAGCUGACAGUGUCCGUGGGCGUAGAUGGGACACUCUACAAAUUACACCCUCACUUCUCCAACCUGGUGUCAGCUACAGUUCAGAAGCUAGCCCCUCACUGCAAGGUCACCUUUUUGCAAUCAGAGGACGGGUCUGGUAAAGGUGCAGCUUUGGUCACUGCUGUUGCCUGUCGCCUUGCCCAGAGAGCCAGUGUCUGAGGGAAUAUCCGAGAAUGAUGGGAUCUCACCAGACUGAGACCUCAGCCUAGCCUGAUCCCCUGGCAGACCCAACCACCUGUGACCCCCCCAAAGCAAGCCUUGUGUGACCCCUUAUAAACA
Messenger RNA from Microtus ochrogaster (prairie vole), 2739 nucleotides. It is a transcript of the gene Hk3, whose product is annotated as hexokinase 3. Gene Ontology annotation, biological process: intracellular glucose homeostasis; glycolytic process; glucose 6-phosphate metabolic process. Gene Ontology annotation, cellular component: cytosol; mitochondrion. Gene Ontology annotation, molecular function: fructokinase activity; glucokinase activity; mannokinase activity. The record is from RefSeq and is a predicted model, not a curated record. NCBI's taxonomy places the organism in Eukaryota, Metazoa, Chordata, Mammalia, Rodentia, Cricetidae.